CCGGGCCGGCCCGUGGGACAGGCUGGUACCAGGGGUCGUUCUAGAGGGGCAGAGUCCGAGGGUCUACUCCAGAAGACUGGGCCGGGGCUGCCCAGCCGGUAGGGCCCGGGGCAGUGCCGCGCUGAGGGCUGGGGACUCGGGGCUAACGGUUUCCGCCCCGCCUGCCCCGUCCCUCACCUGGUCCCGCCCCUCCAGGCCCGGCUCCGCCUCCCACCUGCCUUAGCCCUGGUGCUGCCUCUCCUGCUCCGGAGAGGGCCGGCUUACGCUCGCGCCCCGGCUUCAUCGCAGCGCCCCUCCCCUCUGGGGGAGCUGAGGGAGGUGCCAGGGCAAAAAGCGCGAGGGCGGGGCCGCGGGCCCUGUGACGCCACGGCGGUGGCCCGGGUUGGUACGUCACGGAGGAGACACCCGUUGUCGUGACGUCAUCAGAGGGAGCUGUGCCCAGAGACUCGAGCGUAGAGGCCGCCCGGCGGACGUCCAGCCCAGGUAGCGGGAGGGCGCUGCUGCAGCGACGCCAGGAGUCAGCGCAGGCGCACGGGUGGCGGGAUGCUGCCCGUGCUUCCCGGCGUGCUCCGCGGCGCUGGGUGCUCUGCCGCCUCUAGGCCGAGAUGGCGGCGGCCGGCGCUGUGGCGACUCGCUUGCUCCUGCUCUUGCUGAUGGCUGCGGCAGCCCCCAGCCGGGCGCGGGGUAGCGGCUGCCGGUCCGGGGCCGCUGUGCGGGGGGUGGGGGUGGAAGGCCGAGAGGGCGAGGGCUGCGGCACCGUGGGGCUGCUGCUGGAACACUCAUUUGAAAUCGAUGACAACGCCCACUUCCGGAAGCGGGGCUCGCUGCUCUGGAACCAGCAGGACGGCACCUUGUCCCUGUCACAGCGGCAGCUCAAUGAGGAGGAGCGGGGUCGGCUCCGGGAUGUGGCGGCCUUGAAUGGCCUGUACCGUGUCCGGGUCCCUCAGCGGCCUGGAGUCCCUGAUGGCCCAGAAGCCGGGGCCUAUGUCUCCUCCUUUGUACCUGCGUGCUCCCUGGUGGAGUCACACCUCUCGGACCAGCUGACCCUGCAUGUGGAUGUGGCCGGCAACGUGGUGGGCGUGUCGGUGGUGACGCACCCUGGGGGCUGCCGUGGCCAUGAGGUGGAGGAUGUGGACCUGGAGCUGUUUAACACGACAGUGCAGCUGCAGCCUCCGACCACAGCCCCAGGACCUGAGACGGCAGCUUUCAUCGAGCGCCUGGAGAUGGAGCAGGCGCAGAAGGCCAAGAACCCCCAGGAGCAGAAGUCCUUCUUUGCCAAAUAUUGGAUGUACAUCAUUCCCGUCGUCCUGUUCCUCAUGAUGUCGGGAGCACCAGACGCCGGGGGCCAGGGUGGGGGUGGCGGUGGGGGUGGCGGUGGGGGCAGUGGCCGCUGAGGGGCCUGGGGCCCCGUCCUCUCACCCAGGGGACUCCCUUCCUGCCCACAGUGCCCGUGUCCUUGUCAUCCUAAGGGGGGUUUGCUGGCCCUCCAGUCCCCUUCCUGACCCCUCCCUUGGGUUAGGGCCUCCCUGUCAGUGGCAGUGGGGCAGCUGGCCCCCAGGCCCUGGACACUCGCCUCUCCUGUGGCUCUGCUGAAGCCCCAAAGGCUCACCUACAGGACAGAGGCCAAGCUCCCAGUCCAGCUCUGACCUGUGUCCCCCGGGCCCCUCCCCUGCCCCACAGGUUGGGAACAUGCCGCUUCUCUCCAGCCUCUGUGCCUUUGUUCAUGUUCUCGCCCCUCCCGCCCCUCACCGGGCUCGGUGAGCCCCCUUACUUGUCUGUCACCGGAUGGCGAUGUGCCCCACCCCUCUGUCCACCUUUGAGGGGGCUGCUGCCGCAGGGGUGGGCUGUUCUCACAGGCCUGCUCGGCCUUUACUUGCCUGAGGCCCUGAGCAGGAGUUUAGAAUGCCUGCCACCUGGAUGCCAGGCCUUUUGAAGGCUUCGGGGCUUGAGGAAAUUAUAUUUAAAAAAAACUAACGUGUCUUGGGGUCAAGGGCCAGAUGAUGUGAACUGAAUUCCUUCCCUGCUGGCUGCCUGCCCUGGACGGGGCGCGAGGAGAGGGCUGCGGGCCUGUGCUGUUCCCGCCCUCCUCCCUUUGUCUAUUUAAACACAUGGACCGGAAGCUAUGUUGAAAUCUGUAAAUGUUUUAAAUAGUUAAAACAUCCAGCAGUUAGAUGUAACUGUUGAUUUUCCCACAAGGCUACUGAGUUUAUGUGCUGUUAUUCAGAAAUACAUAGAAAUGGUUGUCAUUGUCCUCCUCAUCUACGUGGCUGAAUAAUGCUCACUGUGUCGUGUGGCGGUUUAUUAAACUGUUCCCCGAAUGCUCA
Molecule: messenger RNA, 2324 nt
Organism: Manis javanica (Malayan pangolin)
Lineage: Eukaryota; Metazoa; Chordata; Mammalia; Pholidota; Manidae
Gene: EMC10
Product: ER membrane protein complex subunit 10
Cellular component (GO): EMC complex
Source: RefSeq, a predicted model, not a curated record